CUCCCAUUGGCCCCUCCUGACUGCUGCAGGGACUGGGCAUCUUUAAAGGGCAGCCAGCAAGGUCUGAGUUGGGCACACGAUCUCUCUGACUCCUAUCAAAAGCUGCUGUGGUGGCUGCCUCUCUCUGCAGGACCACUGCCUCACAAAGCCAGGACCAUGUGCAACCGAUUUGUGGGGACCUGGAAACUCAUCUCCAGUGAAAACUUUGAUGACUAUAUGAAAGAACUGGGAGUAGGCUUAGCUUCCCGGAAAUUAGGUGGUCUGGCAAAGCCCGACGUGAUCAUCAGUAUGAAAGGGGACAUAGUAACCAUCAGAACUGAAAGUACCUUCAAAAAUACAACAAUCUCUUUCAAAUUGGGCCAGCAGUUUGAUGAAACAACAGCAGAUGACCGGAAAGUCAAGAGCAUUGUAACCCUGGAGAAAGGGGCCUUGGUGCAAGUGCAGAAGUGGAAUGGCAAAGAGAGCACGAUAAAAAGAAGACUGGUUGAUGGGAAGAUGGUGGUGGAGUAUUCCAUGAAAGGUGUUGUCUGCACUAGGAUCUAUGAAAGAGUGUGAAGAAAUUCCCUCUCUGCACUGGACUGGGACUGGCUCCUAAAAUUUUGCUCAGCUCAGUGACCAAAGCCUCAUGCACUGUGCUUCUGUGUUUUCUUAUUUCCUUUUAGCAGGAAAGUGACUACACUAUAAUUUGAUAUUUCAGAGCCAUAGUAUAACCAAUCCAAAAUAUUGUGGUGAUCCAAUAAAAGCUUCUCAACACAUGAAA
Molecule: messenger RNA, 760 nt
Organism: Calypte anna (Anna's hummingbird)
Lineage: Eukaryota; Metazoa; Chordata; Aves; Apodiformes; Trochilidae
Product: myelin P2 protein
Exons: 4
Coding region: 157-555 (132 amino acids)
Biological process (GO): fatty acid transport
Cellular component (GO): nucleus; cytosol
Molecular function (GO): fatty acid binding
Source: RefSeq, a predicted model, not a curated record